Messenger RNA from Telopea speciosissima, 2372 nucleotides. Its product is annotated as BTB/POZ domain-containing protein At5g48800-like. The record is from RefSeq and is a predicted model, not a curated record. The coding region runs from base 244 to 2082 and encodes 612 amino acids. Gene Ontology annotation, molecular function: protein binding. The transcript is spliced from 4 exons. NCBI's taxonomy places the organism in Eukaryota, Viridiplantae, Streptophyta, Magnoliopsida, Proteales, Proteaceae.
AGAAGUCCAGCUUUUGCUCCUCUUUACGAAGGGUAGCGGCUUCGACAAUCCAGGGGAAGAGCAAAAGCUUAAAGCUCUGUAUGACCCACCAACAGUGUCAUUCAUGGCUUGGAACAGUUGCCCAACAACAGCAACUAUUGGGUUUCAUUUCUCACUACUUCAUCUUCCCUCUUCUCUUCACUUCACUCUUUCCUUCUCCUUCUCUCCUCAUUUCUUUACUGUUACCUCUUGGGCUUCUGCCCAAUGGACCGCAACGACAAGCAGCACCCACAGCAGCUUUGCUUGUCCAAAUCCUCUAGGCACCGUUCCAACGACUGGAUCUUUUCGGACGUUCCUAGUGAUAUUAGCAUAGAAGUAAGUGGAGGAACAUUUUCUUUACAUAAGUUUCCUCUGGUGUCUAGAAGUGGGCGAAUCCGAAAGCUGGUUGCAGAGCAUAGAGAUUCUGAUAUUUCCAGGAUAGAGCUUGUUAACUUACCUGGUGGUGCUGAUUCAUUUGAGUUAGCAGCAAAGUUCUGCUAUGGCAUCAACUUUGAGAUUACGUCCUCAAAUGUCGCACAACUUUGUUGUGUUUCUGAUUACCUGGAAAUGACUGAGGAAUAUGCAAAAGACAACCUUGGUUCUCGUGCUGAAGCAUAUCUAGAUACUAUAGUCUGCAAGAACCUUGAAAUGUGUGUUGAAGUUUUGCAAGAGUGUGAGAAUCUACUCCCUCUUGCUGAUGAACUGAAAAUAGUCAGCAGGUGUACUGAUUCUAUUGCUUCUAAGGCAUGUGCAGAGCAGAUAGCCUCUAGCUUCUCACGCUUAGAGUAUAGCAGCUCAGGGAGGCUGCACAUGAAUAAGCAGGCCAGCAAAUGUGAAGGGGACUGGUGGAUUGAAGAUCUGUCCAUUCUUCGUAUUGACUUGUAUCAGAGAGUCAUAGCAGCAAUGAGGUGUCGAGGGGUCCGUCCUGAGAGCAUUGGUGUGUCACUUGUAAAUUAUGCCCAAAAGUUUUUGACAAAGAAACCCAGCUUAUGGAGUGCAUCUACCCAGCCAAAAGUUGAUCCGGUUGCAGGUUCUGUUGGCCAUGAGCAGAGACUCAUGGUUGAGACGAUUGUCAGCCUGUUGCCUGUAGAAAAACCUGCUGUCCCCAUCACUUUUCUUUUUGGGAUCUUACGAACUGCGGUGAUGCUUGAUUGUUCGGUUGCUUGCAGGCUUGAUCUUGAGAGGAGGAUUGGGUCACAACUGGAAAUGGCUACUCUUGAUGAUCUUCUGGUUCCAUCUUUCCACCAUGCUGGCGACACUUUAUUUGAUGUUGACACUGUUCACAGAAUCUUAGUUAACUUCUCUCAGCAUGAUGACAGUGAAGAUGAUAUGGAAGAUGAAUCUGGUUAUGAAUCUGAUGGCCUUCACUCACCCUCUCAAACUGCAUUGCUCAAAGUCGCAAAACUCGUGGAUAAUUACCUUGCCGAAAUUGCUGCCGAUGCAAAUCUUAAGCUCACCAAGUUCAUGGUCAUUGCAGAGUCUUUACCAGCACAUGCACGCACUAUUCAUGAUGGUCUUUACCGAGCAAUUGAUAUUUUCCUCAAGGCUCAUCAGGGUUUAUCAGAUUUGGAGAAAAAGAAGCUCUGCAAACUGAUUGAUUUCCAAAAGCUCUCACAAGAAGCAGGUGCGCAUGCAGCACAAAAUGAACGUCUCCCUCUCCAGUCAAUUGUCCAAGUGCUAUAUUUUGAGCAGAUAAGGCUUCGGAAUGCCUUAUGCUGCUCGUAUCCAGAUGAUGACCAUAAACCAAUGCACCAGUCAUGGCGGAUCAGCAGUGGUGCACUCAGUGCAGCAAUGUCACCCCGAGACAAUUAUGCAUCAUUAAGAAGAGAGAACCGAGAGUUGAAACUGGAACUUGCUCGAUUACGGAUGAGACUGAAUGAUCUGGAGAAGGAUCAUGUAUUUAUGAAAAAGAACAUGGAGAGAUCUAACUCUAGAAAGUUUAUGAGCUCUUUCUCAAAGAAGAUUAGUAAGCUAAAUCUGUUUGGGCAUAGUUCUUCCAAGUCAUCAAGUUCUCCCUCAAAGUUUUCACAAAGAACAGACUCAAGAGUUCUCGGGAGAACAUGAGCUGGCUUCUAUGGAGAGGAAAUACUUAUCUGGAACCUUCCUCUCUUUCUGCCAUAAUCCAUUGAUCUUGUUCCUCUCUAUCCACCUUAUUUAUGUGAUGAUAUCUUCAGCUAGAAACCAGCCGGUGGCUUGUUUCAUUUUGAAGUGGUUUUGUUUGUGGGAAAAUCUCUAAAAUCCUUAGAAUUUCAUGAUGAAAAGCCUUUUUCCAGAUACAUGCAGAAAAUAUGAAUGUAUAGUCAUCUCAACUGAUCAAGUGUUAAAAUUUUAUAUCAAAGUACAAAUUUCCUCCA